UCCAAGCUUUUGCAAUCAAUCGUUCCUGCGUUUAGCAAUAUUUCACGCUCACUGAUUUCUUCAUCAUUGCGUAUAUACGUAUUUUCGCAUACAAGAUCAUGUUUUUCUUCUAUAUAAUCAUGAUUUGGAACAUUAUAAUAAUCAUCCGUAAUGUUUUCAUCACCAAUUUUUAAAUUAUCAUUCAAAUCGAAUUCACCUUUUUGACUUUGAAUUAUUGAUGUAUGAUUGGUCUCACUUACAUCGUAAAACUUUUGCAUAUCUUGUUGGAUAUCGGUUAUAUUAGUUUUAUCGUUUGUGUUGUUGUUGUUGUUGUUUACGAAUUCACAUUCAAAACCUGACUUUCGAAGCUCGUUAGCUUGAAUUCCGCUCGAUUUCGACCUGCUUUUCUCCAAGCUUUGGUGAACAGUCUCGUUAAUUUUUUUCUCAAAUAAUUCCUUCAUUUUUGUUAUAUGAACUUUCGAAAGGAUCGUUUCUGUAUUUUUUUCCUCGUCUUGUGUUCCAUCAUCAUUUGAAAUAAUGUUAUAUUUGGAGAGUAGCUGAGGAUGAUCUGACGCCGUAGUUAAAGACGUGUUGGGAAAAUUACAUGAGGGUUGGCAUGCUAACGACACUCUGCUUUUGUAAUCUUUUAUAGCAUUUUCAUAAGAACUUUCCGCAGAAUCUUGUUGCAAAGGCUCAUCAGUUUUAUCAUCAAGUUUAUCAGGGACAGUCGAAUCAAGCACCGUUGACAUCGAAUUCUAAAACAAAUAAGUAUAAAUGCAUUUUGUAAUCAAAAUUGGGUCAUCGCGAUGUAAGCGCCAGAAGCAAAAAUUAUGUUGAUUUUUCAGAACAAAACAUGUAAGUAUUGAAUUUUCCCAUGCAAUCCCGAAAGUUAAAAUUUCCUGAUAUAAGCGUUACUUGAAAAUUCUGCAAAAAAUCAUAGAUAAGUUUUGAACCAAAACGAAGCUUUUCAGACCCCAAGAUUUGAGAAAUUCAAAAAAUUGAUUCAGCUGCUGUAUUAUUACAGAACUAUUUACCCAAAAUAUUUUAGAAAUUAUUUAUACGGGAUUUUUCACGUAAACUAAAGUUUUGUGGAAUCACAUAGCUUCUACGUAUACUUUUUAGUAACUACUAUACUUCCAUAUAACUUUCACAUGAAUUUCACGUAAAGUCUAUGUGGAUGGGUUUGAAUACUUUUUUUGCAAUUUUCUCAAGCAUGUGGUAGUGUAUUCCUAUUGGAAAAGGGAAUUGUUGUCAGUUAGCUAAUUUGAUUUUGUCUGGAUGCGCCAGCUCAGGAACAUUCAGUUUCGGAAGACGAGCAAUACACUACAAAGGACGUCCUGCGGGUCCCUAACACGAGAAAUACAAAACCGAGCCUCGGGAGCAAGGUGCUUCGAAAAAAGCUCCAAGAAAUUCGAGAAGACGAGGAAGGGCCGUGAGAAGAAGCCUAAGCACCAAAUCGGCCCGGAAGGAAGUUUGGAAGCAUCAUUUCGAUGAACACCUGAACGGCGCACAUGCAGGAGAUCAAGACGGUGGAGGAAGGUACAUCGCCGGCGUAGCCAACGAACGUAGAGGAGCCACUCCCAACGAUGAGUGAAGUUAAGGAAGUCAUUCGCCAGCUGAAUAGAAACAAGUCGGCUGGGAAGGGUGGCAUCGCAGCUGAACUCAUCAAAAUGGGCCCGGGAAAGUUGGCCGAUUGCCUACACCGGUUAUAGUCCGGAUCUGGGACAUAGAACAGCUCCCGGAGGAGUGGAAGAAGGGGGUAAUAUGCCCCAUCUACAAGAAGGGCGACAAAUUGGACUGUGAGAACUACCGAGCGAUCACUGUCCUCAAUGCCGCCUACAAAGUGUUAUCCCGAAUCCUACUCCGCCGCCUAACGCCACAAGCAAACAGAUUCGUGGGAAGUCAUCAGGCCGGCUUCAUGGAGGGCCAGUCAACGACGGACCAGAUAUUCACAUUACGGCAAAUGCUCCAAAAAUGCCGGGAACACCAAGUCCCUACGCACCAUCUAUUCAUCGACAUCAAAGCCGCAUACAACACGAUCGACCGUAACGAGCUAUGGAAAAUCAUGGACGAGAACGGCUUUUCCGGGAAGCUGAUCAGACUGAUCAAGGCGACGAUGGAUGGAACGCAGUGCUGUGUGCGGAUUCCGGGUGAAUUGUCGAGUUCAUUCGAAUCGCGCAGGGGGCUUCGACAAGGUCAUGGUAUAUCCUGCAUAAUUUUCAACGUGGCGCUAGAAGGUGUUAUUCGACGAGCGGUGGGCGAAAUGCGGGGCACGAUUUUCAACAGAUCCAGUCAACUUAUCUGCUUUGCCGAUGACAUUGAUAUAGUCGGCAGAUCAUCUGCGGCGGUGGAGGAGAUCUACCGCAAACUGAAACGCGAAGCAGAAAGGAUUGGGUUGAUGAUUAAUACGUCCAAGACGAAGUACAAGCUGGCCUGCGGAUCCGAGACCGACCGAACCCGCUUAUCCAGUAAUAACAAGGUUACGAUCGACGGCGACGAGCUAGAGAUAGUCGAAGACUUUGUCUAUCUCGGCUCACUGGUGACCGCAGACAAUGACACUAGCCGUGAGAUCCGGAGGCGAAUUAUCAGCGGAAGUCGUGCCUACUAUGGACUCCACAAGCAACUGCGGUCAAGAAGAUUUAGCCCUCGCACGAAGUGUAAGCGGUAUAUGACGCUCAUUAGACCGGUUGUUCUCUACGGGCACGAGACAUGGGUAUUGCUCGAGGAGGACCUGCGUACACUUGGAGUAUUCGAGCAACGAGUGUUAAAAACCAUCUUUGGCGGCGUACAGGAGAACGGAGUAUGGAGGCGGAGGAUGAACCACGAGCUCGCGCGACUCUAUCCAGAAGGUGGUGAAGGCUGGCCGGAUACGCUGGGCGGGACAUGUUGCGAGAAUGCCGGACGACUGUCCUGCAAAACAGGUGUUCGCUACGAAUCCGGUAGGAACAAGAGGUGGUUAGACCAAGUGGAGCGUGAUCUGGAGAACGGUUGCACAGGACCGAGUGAAUUUUAGGAAUUAUGUUCGUCAAGUUAUGUCGUGAAACGGAAUACUAUGUAAAUAAAUAAAUAAUGGAAGUUUGUUUCUACUAAUCCUAACAAAGUAAAAUAAUUAUCAAUUUGAUGAUUCUAUUUUUAAUUGUUAAAUAUUUUCCAUUUUUUACAGGAUUCAACAAACCAACUCGAUGGAAAGAAGAUCCAGAAUUGCGAUUAAAUAAUAAUUGAUA
This is a messenger RNA of Uranotaenia lowii, 3203 nucleotides long. RefSeq lists its product as uncharacterized. The record is from RefSeq and is a predicted model, not a curated record. Bases 1898 to 2992 code for a protein of 364 amino acids. Lineage: Eukaryota; Metazoa; Arthropoda; Insecta; Diptera; Culicidae. The transcript is spliced from 2 exons.